GAACUUGUCAGUAGGUGGUACACCUUGAUGUCGUCACGGCAUCCAGUUGUUGCUUUGAGCAAUUUCGAUCUUUCCAAACACAAGGAAGCAACUGAACUCCUUGGACUAGCUUGUGCCACCUUCUGUGGACUAAAUAUGGGACUUACUGCACACUGGAAGCCGUCACAAGCUGGCCUUUUGGUGUCAACUACUGUUGUCCUGCGUCUUUCUCAUGAGCUUCUGAACAAGCUCAAUUACAAGUACUUGCUAACUGGUAGAUUGUCACAGGAUUGUCUCGAAAACAUCUUUUCUGUAUUGAGGCUCAGAAAACCUGUGCCGAGCGCAUAUGAUGUCAAGUGUGCCUUAAAGCUUAUCUGCGUUGGCCAGUUUGUAAACACACCGACAUCAUCUAGCUAUGGUGUUGAUGACAGCACGCACCUGGCUGACCUUCUUGACCCCAGUUUCAAACAGGAUCAAGUGGAAGGUCAGGAGCCCGAGGAGCUUGAGAACUUGUUUGUUUAUGCACUUACCACAGAAGAGUGCGAUAUCCUUGCAUACUUGGGAGGCUUUUUGCUGAAGUCAGUCAUCGGUUUUCUUGGAGAGUGCAAAGACUGUGAAAGAGCCCUGGUUGGCGAUGCAACAGGCCAGUACAAUGCUCUUAUACAGCUGAAAGAGUAUGUCAAGAAUAGCGGAAAGCUCAUCCAGCCAAGCCAAACAGUGAUGCAAGUUUUAAUCGAAUGUGAGGAAAACUUUAAGACUUUCGCAAACAUGAAUGAGAUCCUGACUCUCAAAGCUCCAUUUACAGGUAUCCUGAGUGUUUUGCGGAAGUCUGUGGCUAUGAGAUUAGGGUGUUGUGAUGCGCAUGAAUCAAGGGCAUGCAAAAUGCUCCUUGAGAAGUAUGUGAGGACAAGACUUAAGAUUCAUCUCCGACAGCAGCAUGCGCAGAGGGUGAACGGACAGUCCAGCAAAACCUGUGCCGCUGCUAAUCUUAUCUGAGCCGUGUGUGGCGUCUCAGUGGUUAAUUUAAUGCUGCUGUGGUUGUGUGAUGUGUUUG
Messenger RNA from Dermacentor silvarum, 1033 nucleotides. RefSeq lists its product as uncharacterized. The coding region runs from base 28 to 975 and encodes 315 amino acids. The transcript has a single exon. NCBI's taxonomy places the organism in Eukaryota, Metazoa, Arthropoda, Arachnida, Ixodida, Ixodidae. The record is from RefSeq and is a predicted model, not a curated record.